AUGAUUGCUACGCCCAAAAUAGAACGAGCCCCCAGAAAGAUACGAUCGCGAGCGGAUCUCCCGUAUUCCUGGGCAGCCCACCCGCCAAGUGAUGCGGCUGUUGGGGCCAAAUCUCGAGUUUCAAGAGUCUGUAGUCUCGAUCGGGCAUUCUUGGUUAUCCUUAUGUCGUAAAUGUGGAUGCGACGGACUCGAAUGCUCGUUGGGGCUUUCCUUGCCGGUACCCUCCUAACGGUCAAUCCCAGUUGCAUCACCGUGCAGAUUACUUGAAACUCUCACAGACACGUUGCUAAUCUACCGGGGACUUCGAGCAUGGACUCACGAACCCACUCUCUCUCAGUGAACAGGACCCCCGGUCUAACGGCUUACGGUGGGACUCUUCUUACGCCGCGUCACUUGGCGCGACUUGGACCGCCCUCAUCUCCACCGGGGUGCCUGUCGGUUGGCACUCCGGACAAGGUUCUUGGAUCCUGGACCUUGAACGCAGUCGACGUGGGAGGUCUUGGAAUUGAAGGGUCAAGCUCUUUCGAUCUUAGCUCGGGCUUACUUGAGCCCAUCUUUCUCAUUCAUCCAACGCUCGUUUCCUGGUUAUUUUUGUCGCAUCUCUCGAGGACGCAUCUUUCAGCUCACGGUCUUUUGAUCUUGCAAACUAUUCCGUUCUAUUCUAUUCGGGCUAGACUUCUAUUCUGUCUAGUCUGCCCGGACUGACUCCGACGAACGGGAAUCACAUCAAACCCCCCGCAGACCCUCUACUUAAAAGACGCAAACCUGCCGUGCUAGCGAUGCCCUAGACUGCCUUGCUACCCCCUCCCUACGCAAGCAUCAUGAACUAUUGAUAUCUCGCUAUCGCGCAUCAUGGUGGGGGUCCCACACAGUACUGGUUGUGCACUGUGUCGCGAAAGACAUAUCAAAUGCGACGAAGCAGUCCCCGAAUGCACCCAAUGCCAACGCUAUGGCCGUCCUUGUCCGGGAUACCGACGUACAUUUCGCUUCCAAGACGAGGGUCCCAGUCUAAAACGCCGUCACCGCUCCGUAACCCGCGGGCGAGGCCGCGGGGCCUCAACGGGUCCCAGCACCCCCAGCACCCCGGGCACAACCACGCCGCAAAUCGAGCCAUUCGGACAGCCCGAGCCCGGGGGUGGUGCCGCGGCCGUCGUACGCUCCAAUGCCAUUGCCUUGAUGCGUCGGCACUCAUCGACGGUCACGUUAGACGAGAACGUGUCGCCGUCACUUGUGCGGAAGACGUUCCAAGCUGCGCAACCGCAGCUUUUUCUGGACUUUAUUAGCGCAUCAUUUCCUACAUUAUACUUCCACAACCGGUUUCGCGCUGGCAAUGAGCCGGGCUUUGCAGAAUUCAUUGUGCUGAACUUUGGCCAAGAUGCGUACCUGGAUACGGCCAUUUGCUGCUUGAGUUCGGUGUACUUGGCGCAUUUAACCCAAGAUCCGGUGCUGCUUCGUACGAGCCGGCGCAUGUACGGACUCUCGCUGAGCGAGGUGAUUCGUGCUCUAUCAAAGAAUGAACAUGCCUUGUCAGAUAACAUGGUCUGCACGGCUAUGAUGCUAAGCGUAUACGAAAUGUACGCCCGAACGAGUCAUAAUGCAUGGGUCGUGCAUGCUGACGCCGUACGACGGCUCAUGGAAAGUCGUGGUCCGGCGCUGCACGAAUCGGGCUUCGGGCGAUCCUGCUGGAUCGCAUUUCGAGGAUUCCAUAUCGCGACGGCCGUGUACCAAGGGAAACCUUGCUUUCUGGAUCAAGAGGAAUGGCAGCGUUAUACGAUGCGGAUUAUGACCGAAGACGCUCAGAAACCCGGGGAAUGGUCUGCGUAUGCCUUUAUCUCGGAUAAGGUCUUCAUGGAGAUUGCAAAAUGUCCAAGGUAUAUCAGCGAGACACGGGAAAUCUUGUCUAGCCAAACAGAUGCAGAACGGGAGAGUGUCGAGGCUCUUCUACGGAGAAUCCAAGAAACAACCAUCAAACUGCACAAACUGAGCACGGAACUGCGUUUCUGUAUCAGUGCCCACGGCCAGCGUCAACAAAGCAUUGUCUGUCGCCCUGGCACGUUCAUCGGCCCGGUCCCGGAAAUCUUCCCUGAAACGGGUCCCUCUCUUCUUCUCCGCGGUGCGGAGAAUAUCCUGGGGACACUCGGUCAGCUACGGGAGCGUCUGGAAGACAAGCUGCGCUGUCGUGUGAGUGAAGAGCUCUCGCCCGACUCUGUCGUGGAGACGCCACCUAGUGAAGGGAGCACGGCUUCCCAGUCUCCUACCUCGAUGUCCACUCGGCCAAAGACGUUUUCCUUACCCUUUCGCAUAUACUCCGAGCUCGGACGGGGUCCGUCGCAAACGACUGAUCGGGACGAUCCACGUGCGGUGAUUUGGCUAGAUCGCGUUGCUUCAUCGAUGGGCAUGCUGGGUACGAGGAUUAUCGAGGAGACCCCGACUGUUAGCGAUGUUGAAGAAGAAGCGUCACCCGAAGCAUCUACCCUGAGUUGAUGAAUGAUUCAAUCGUCGUAACGAACUGUUUGUCGCUCCACACUUAUACCCGUCCUAGCAGGUCUCUAGGAUCUGAAUGUCUUCCACGUUCAACGUUCCACUUUCCUAUUCGCUUCUGUCAUCCGCGAUGCACAGUGGCACCCCAUAACCUCAUACGCAUAGUGCACCUUUGACAUAUCCAAUUUCUUCAGCGUCGUUCAGUAUCAUUUGCACAAAUAUGUAUAUAUACAUCCAGUUCGGGUUCCAAAUCCCAACCAACCACUCGCUUCCUUGAAUGUCAAUUCCAAGAUUUUGUAAGCGUUUGACACCAGGUCUUCAAGUCCUAAGACUAGGAACCAUAAUCCCAGGGUUCCACAAUUAAUACUCCAACGACUCUUCCAACAACUUCCUCAACUCCCCCUUCUCCGCUUCCAAUUCCUCACUCAAGUUCGGCGCAAGCAUCAAAACUCUCUUCUGUGGAAUCGUCCCCUCAACCAACCCAUCCACAUCCGCCGCCUUGAAGCCCAAAUCCUUCAAUCCACGCGGCUGAUCUCCCAACUUGACCAGGAAAUCCGAAAUGGCUUCGCCCAGCACCUCUCCCGCGCUCUCGCGCUUGACAUUCGAGAUAUCAACUCCGAAUGCCUCCGCGGCCGCCAGAUGUCGGUCCGGGUUCGAGGCCGCGGUGAAUCGGAAGACGGCGGGCGCGGUGACGGCGACCGACACGCCGUGUGGAAUAAUUGGGUAAUCGACCUCAUAGCCGGCGUGCUUGUAGCCUGGGUUCUGGCUGGAGAUGGGGUAGCUCAUGCCAUGGCACAGGUGGACGCCUGCGUUGCCGAAGCCGACGCCGGCCAGGGUGGCGGCGAGGAGCAUGUUUGACUGGGCUUCGUGGUCAUCUGGGUCGCGCACGGCGCGAGGGAGGUACUUGACAGUGCUACGCAGCGCUUCCAGGGAGAAAAUGUCGGAGAUGGGGUUUGCGCCUUGGUAGGCGGGUCGGUUGAUUGGGUUCGUGGGGCGAGGAGUGCGCUCAUUGUAAGGGAUUGCGGUCCAGGAUUCGAGAGAGUGGCAGAGCACGUCCAGGCCGGAAGACGCAUGUACGGCGGACGGCAUGGUUCGAGUGUUGAGCGGAUCACAGAUACCCAGAGUAGGCUUCAGAUUGCGGUGGGCAAUGCCCGUCUUGGCCUUUUUGGAGACGAGGUCGAAGAUGGCGGUUCCAGUGGUUUCUGAACCGGUACCUGCUGUCGUUGGGACGGCGACAAGGGGACGGAGGGGCUUUGCAAUGGGGAGACCCUUGCCCAAUGGGGCGUUGACGAAGUCCAGGAAAUCGGCCUCCGGGUAGACAGUGUAUAGAUUCAUCAAUUUGGCCGUGUCGAUAACGG
Penicillium brasilianum is the source of this 3839-nucleotide messenger RNA. NCBI's taxonomy places the organism in Eukaryota, Fungi, Ascomycota, Eurotiomycetes, Eurotiales, Aspergillaceae. The record is from the annotation of a GenBank genome assembly.